Carassius carassius (crucian carp) is the source of this 2606-nucleotide messenger RNA. Its product is annotated as exopolyphosphatase PRUNE1-like. NCBI's taxonomy places the organism in Eukaryota, Metazoa, Chordata, Actinopteri, Cypriniformes, Cyprinidae. The transcript is spliced from 8 exons. The record is from RefSeq and is a predicted model, not a curated record. Gene Ontology annotation, molecular function: exopolyphosphatase activity. Gene Ontology annotation, cellular component: cytoplasm. The coding region runs from base 403 to 1758 and encodes 451 amino acids.
UAGCCUUUGAUUGGAAUAUAUGUGAGAAGUGCAUGAGUCAAAUAAAUUAUUUUGUUUCAUUUCCUCUCAAAGAGAAAUGUUAUAAUUUUCCAACUUGUAUAUUUAUAAAAUAUUGGGUAAAUUUGAUUUAGUCACCAUUUAGGAGAACACUAGCAUAGAGAGAUGAGUCUAAGGUAACACAAGGCCCUUUCAUUUUAAGGUCUUUUGUGAGUCCACAACAGAACUACAUUUCCUGACACUGCAUGUGACGUCGCGACGUAGGUCACAUGUGCGCUCUGAAUUCCUGAGUGGUUCAACUUACACAGUGAAUGAACCACACUGAGACCCUGUACACAUUACUAAGGCACUGAAGGGCAUUGCAGGAUAUUCCGUUACGUGAAACCUCUCGGGCUCCGUGUAACAAUGGAAGCAUAUUUACGGAGCUGUCGUGACGUGCUUAAGGGUUGUAGUAAGAACAGCCAAGGGCUGCAUGUCGUAUUGGGAAAUGAGGCUUGUGAUAUGGACUCCAUGGUAUCAUCCCUGACCUUUGCCUACUUUCUUUCAAAGAGUCUGGAUUGUAAGAAGAUGCCGGUCCCUGUACUCAACAUCCCACGGGCUGAGUUCCCCUUGCGCUCUGACAGCAGCUUUCUGCUGAGAGAGAGCGGUCUGUCGCAGGACUGCCUGCUGUUCAGGGACGAGGUGGACCUCCACGGCCUGCACAAGAACAAACAACUGAUGCUGACGCUGGUCGACCACAAUAUUCUGCCCAGUGCUGACAGUGAACUGGAAGACGCAGUUGUGGAAGUUAUUGACCAUCACCUCCUCCUGAGGCCCACAUCCCCUUCCUGUCCCGUCACUGUGGAGCCCGUGGGCUCCUGUGCCACCUUGGUGACAGAGCGCAUUGCCCAAAAAGCACCUGAGGUGCUCGACCAACAAGUGGCUCAGCUUUUAUACAGUGCCAUUAUCCGAGACUGUGUUAACAUGGCACCUGAGGCAGGCCAAGUCACCCCUAAGGACAGCCAGUACGCCAUCUUUCUGGAGAACUGUUUUCCCAAACUGCCUCAGAGGGGUGCUCUUUUUCAGUCGCUACAGAAUGCCAAGUUUGAUGUGUCAGGCCUCACCACAGAACAGAUGCUGUUGAAAGACAUGAAAGCAGUGUCUGGCGGGGAUCUAAAAUUAGCCGUCAGUGUCAUUUACAUGUCACUAGAGGCUUUUCUUCAGAGGCGUGGACUACAGCAGGACCUCUGUGAGUUCUGCCACAAACACAACUACAACCUGGUGGUUUGCAUGACAAUCUCUUUCAAUGACAACAAGGAGCCCUUCCGACAGCUAGCCGUCUACAGUUCCAGCACUGUCUACAGGGGAGAGAUGAGUAGAGCACUAGAAAAAGCCAAAAAUAACAUUCUGGACCUUAAGCCAAUGAGCAGUCCAUAUCCAGAUGUGAAGGCCUUUAUACAUUGUAACACAUUAGCUUCCCGCAAGACAGUAAUGCCCAUAAUCACAGACUUCCUGAAGGAGAGGGAAAAGAAAGCGUAUCAAAGUGGGAACAUAGAGGACCUAGAGCUGUACGAUGAUUCCAAUCAGGACCAGAGUGAAUCACAACAAUGUCCCGAGGACGCUGGGAUUGAGGACGAUACCCAAAUUCCUCCAACGCCAAUGAACAGUCUGGUGGAGGGUUGUCCCUUAGACAAUGGCCUACCAAAAAUUAGUCCUGAGGUUUUGGUGGAGAAAGUUAGCAAGAUUGCCAGCAUGGAGGACACGUCUCCUGAGGACCAGUGAUGAGAAACUGUUGUCCAAGAGAGUCUUGAAUAAGAGCUGGAGAAGGAAAGUUCUUUUGCAUCUUCAAGAGGAUGAAGUGCAUAUCCAACAGUGCUGCAUUAGGGCAUGAGAAUUGACUCACAAAAGUACGAUAGUCUGAAGAGACCAUUCUGUUGACUUUCUAAGGACUGGUUUAUGAUCAUGAUCGAAUGGAGCAUUACAUAAAUGCAUUAUAUGUACAAUGUUUAAAGUUUGGCUACUGUAAAAACAAAAUUCUGCUUUAGGCUGUUUAUUUAUUGUUCACAGUCAUAUUCAUGUUUGAUCUUCUAAAAUAAUCAGAAGUCUCAUUAAGACAUAUAAACACAUUAUCUAAAAUUGACAAUCAGCACCCAGUGCAAGCUAGCUACUGACAGUGCAUAAUGCAUUUCUGGUAUUAUACAAUUAAUUAUAACAUGGUAGCUAGCUAUCGUUGCUUUUGAUGCCAAUAACAUUCUUAAUUCUUCGUGGAGUUAUUUUCAACUUGUCUGCAGAUCACCUCUGGGGCAUGGCAUUGAUUUGCCUAGAAAAUCUUUUACUUCUCCCUUGAUUUGUAAAAGCUAAUGGAAAUUGCAUUUACAAUAUCACACUCUCAGUAUAAUCCUAGCAGGCGAGCAAUUUUUUUAAUCUCGUGGAUACUGAGCUAAACUACCAGUAACCCUCUCUGUGGCCUUUUGCAUGUUAUAGGUGUUAACUGACCUGCUUCCGCUUCGAAUCAGGGCACCUGCAUUUUAGUCAUUGAGAUUUUACCAUUAACUAACAAAGACCGCAGUUUGUGUGUGAGGUAUGUUAAACGUUUGAUCAUUUGAGAUUUAGAGCUUCAGUAUUCUGUU